This is a messenger RNA of Radiomyces spectabilis, 2370 nucleotides long. RefSeq names its product phosphoribosylglycinamide synthetase. The transcript is spliced from 7 exons. The record is from RefSeq and is a predicted model, not a curated record. Gene Ontology annotation, cellular component: cytosol. Gene Ontology annotation, molecular function: metal ion binding; ATP binding; phosphoribosylformylglycinamidine cyclo-ligase activity. NCBI's taxonomy places the organism in Eukaryota, Fungi, Mucoromycota, Mucoromycetes, Mucorales, Radiomycetaceae. Bases 1 to 2370 code for a protein of 789 amino acids. Gene Ontology annotation, biological process: 'de novo' IMP biosynthetic process; adenine biosynthetic process.
AUGGCUUCCGAUAAGCUUACAAUUCUCUUGGUCGGUUCUGGCGGUCGCGAGCAUGCCAUUGCAUGGAAACUUUCCCAGUCCAAUCAAGUUGCUCACAUCUAUGUUGCUCCCGGCAACGGUGGUACUGCCAACGGUAGCAAAGUGACGAAUGUUGACAUUGGUGUGAGCGACUUUGCCAAGUUGACUGAAUUUGCUGUGCAAAACAACGUCGAUUUGGUGAUUCCCGGUCCCGAACAACCGAUUGUCGAAGGAAUCCAAACUGCUUUUAGAAAAGUGGGUAUUCCAUGCUUUGGUCCUUCUGCCAAAGCCGCCCAGAUGGAAGGUUCAAAGACUUUCUCCAAGGAUUUUAUGAAGAAGCAUAACAUUCCCACAGCAGCUUAUGAGAACUUUACCGAUUUCGAGAAAGCCAAGGCUUAUGUUGAAUCGGUGGAUCAUCAAGUCGUGCUCAAGGCCUCCGGUUUAGCCGCCGGCAAGGGUGUAUUGAUCCCUACGACCAAGGAAGAAGCCAUUGCUGGUUUGAAAUCCAUCAUGGUCGACAGGGAAUUCGGCGCGGCCGGCGAUGAAGUGGUCGUGGAAGAGUAUCUCGAAGGUGAAGAGUUGUCCGUUUUGGCUUUCUCGGACGGUUACACCGUGGUCCCUUUACCUCCUGCCCAGGAUCACAAGCGUGCUUUGGACGGUGAUCAAGGCCCCAACACUGGUGGCAUGGGCUGCUACGCUCCUACCCCCAUUGGUACCAAGGAAUUGGUGGAUGAAAUCAAACGCACCAUUUUGAAGCCCACCAUUGAUGGCAUGCGUCGUGACGGUUUCCCCUUUGUCGGUAUACUUUUCACGGGAAUCAUGCUUACCAGCUCUGGACCCAAGGUUUUGGAGUACAAUGUGCGUUUUGGCGACCCUGAAACCGAGGUGGUUUUGCCUUUGCUUGGCGAUGAGACGGAUUUGGCUGAGAUCAUGAUGGCUUGUGUGGAAGGUCGCUUGGAUGCGGUUUCCAUCACCAUCAAACAGGCCUUUGCUGCUACGGUCAUCAUUGCUUCCGGAGGUUAUCCUGGUAGUUAUGCUAAGGGCAAGCAAAUCACGAUUCCUGCCACCACCGAGGACGUGACGGUGUUCCAUGCUGGUACCGCUUUGAAGAACGGUCAGUUGGUGACGGCCGGAGGUCGCGUGCUUGCCGUGUCGGCUGUUGCUUCUUCGCUCCGCGAAGCCGUGGACAAGGCUUACGGCGGUGUCAAGUCGAUCCAGUUUGAAAAUAUGCAAUACCGUACCGAUAUCGCGCAUCGCGCCUUUAAGCAUGCUGACAAGGAAGCGAACAAGGCCGGUCUUUCCUAUGCUGAUGCCGGUGUCUCCAUUGAUGCCGGUAACCUUUUGGUGCAAAAGAUCAAACCUCUGGUCAAAUCGACCAAGCGCGUCGGUGCUGAUUCCGAUAUUGGUGGUUUUGGUGGCCUUUUUGAUUUGAAAGCCGCCGGUUUCCGUGAUCCUAUCUUGGUAUCGGCCACCGAUGGUAUUGGUACCAAGUUGAAGAUUGCUCAGGAAUGCAAUAUCCACGAUACCGUCGGUAUUGAUUUGGUGGCAAUGAACGUCAAUGAUUUGAUCGUGCAAGGCGCUGAACCUCUGUUCUUCCUCGAUUACUUUGCUUGCGGUAAAUUGGAAGUCGAUGUGGGCAAGGACUUUGUGGCCGGUGUCGUUGAAGGCUGUCUUCAGUCGGGUGCGGCUUUGGUGGGUGGCGAAACGGCGGAAAUGCCCGGUCUUUACUUGCCUGGUGAUUAUGACGGUGCCGGUUUUACGGUGGGUGCCGUGGAACGUGCCAAGAUUUUGCCUCGCAUGGAUCUGAUCAAGCCUGGUGAUGUGGUGUUGGGUCUGGCCUCCUCCGGUGUUCACUCCAACGGUUUCUCCUUGGUUCGUAAGAUUGUGGAAUCGCAACCUGGCUUAACCUAUCAUUCAAGCUGCCCUUGGGAGAAAUCCAAGACCUUGGGUGAAGUGUUGUUGACGCCCACUCGUAUUUACGUCAAGCAGUUGUUGCCUGUGGUCCAGAAAGAUUUGAUCAAGGCCAUGGCUCAUAUUACUGGCGGUGGUUUCUUGGAAAAUAUUCCCCGCGUGAUGCCCAAGGAUCUCGGUGUGGUCAUUGAUGCUCAAUCGUACGAAUUGCCUCCUAUUUUCAAAUGGCUCAAGCAAGCCGGUAACCUUUCGGCCCAUGAAAUGUCCCGCACGUUCAACUGUGGUGUUGGUAUGGUGAUUGUCGCCGAUCCCGAACACGUCCCUGAAAUCAAACGCUUGUUACAAGAGGCUAACGAGCAAGUGUAUGAUCUCGGCAAAGUGGUGGCAAGAUCCGAUUUGGAUGGUCAAGAAGUCCAAGUUCGCAACACCGAAACGUGGUAA